Molecule: messenger RNA, 2316 nt
Organism: Aspergillus aculeatus ATCC 16872
Lineage: Eukaryota; Fungi; Ascomycota; Eurotiomycetes; Eurotiales; Aspergillaceae
Exons: 2
Biological process (GO): regulation of transcription by RNA polymerase II; DNA-templated transcription
Cellular component (GO): nucleus
Molecular function (GO): zinc ion binding; RNA polymerase II cis-regulatory region sequence-specific DNA binding; DNA-binding transcription activator activity, RNA polymerase II-specific
Source: RefSeq, a predicted model, not a curated record
UCCGAACCUCGCAAACGCCGUCGGCCGGCCAAAUCGUGUGAGCAGUGUCGCCAGCGCAAAGUCCGAUGCGAUCGCAAUGUCCCCUGUGGUCCAUGUAGGCGCUCGCGGUCUUCAGUGGACUGUUCAUAUCGGGAGAACCUCCGUUCCCCGAGCCCAGUCGCGAUUGAGCAGACGCCCCUACAUGCGACGCAACCGAGUGCUUCGACUGCGGGUCCAGCUAAUCAUGUCCUUCAGGAGACGCAACCACCAGAUCUGACAGCUAGUGGGACUAUAGCAUCAGUCUAUCACCCUGAAGUAAGGAACUCAGCAGAUGGAUUAGUUGGCACCCACGAACCGCCUGCCAUUUCGCAACACGGUUCAUCAGUUCGUCAGCUCCAGGACCGGCUGCAACGUCUAGAGGCGCAGCUGGCGGACUCAUCGACUGGGUCGGAUCAACCUCUGGAGCGAACCUUGCGAGAUCUGUGCUGCAAGGUCCAGGCAUUGGAGGAACGGCUGUCGUCGCAAUCAACGCAUUCUACCCCGAGAAUGGAGCCGGAAAGAGAAGGGCCUGGAAGGCAGGAACAGAUGUCGACUAUGCCUUCGACACCUCUGCGGCUGGAUGCGAAAGUGAGAAAGAUGAAGUUGUUUGGUCCGACUCAUCAUGUCUAUACAUUGGAAAAGCUUCAGAUGCUCGGUUCCCUCGCAGGCAAGGACCCGCAGUCUGCGUAUCCGGAGCGCAAAGCUGAACUGGCGACACUCAUCAAGGAAUGCCGAAACCUCCGCAAGUCAGUCAAAAAGAGACAGUCUCUGAAACUGAAUGACCCUGUGUCAGAUCUGCUCGAUUCGAUACCCGCAAAAGAUGUGUGCGACGAAUUGGUGCGCUGUUACAUGGACACUUUCGAGCCUGUGUAUCGAAUCCUUCACUUGCCAAGUUUUCGCAAGGAGUAUCAUCGGUUUUGGGAGGAACCUCCCGCCAAGGUCACGCCUUUCCUUGUUAAAUUGACCCUGGUACUCGCUAUAGGCACUACUUUCCAUCCACGGCGAAGUAAAGCAGGCACUGAACAUGAAUCUCAGUUAGUCCAGUCCUGGAUAUACGCAGCUCAGUGGUGGCUCACUGGACCAACAGAGCGAUUGACAUCGAGCCUAGAGGGUAUUCAGGCCGUUUGUCUGCUUCUUCUCGCCCGUCAGAUGGGAGACCUGGGACCGUCUAUCUGGCUGUCACCGGGGUCUCUUCUGCAGGCGGCCACGGCCAUGGGCCUGCAUCUGGACUCUGCCAGAUUCCCCAGCCUGUCGCCCUAUAUGGCCGAAAUGCGUGCACGUCUAUGGACAACCGUUCUAGAGCUCACAAUCCAAUGCUCCCUGGACACCGCUGUACCACUGAUCAUCCCCGCUUCAUCUGACAGCAAGCCCCCUUGCAACCUUAACGACAAGGACCUUGACCCUGACAUGAAACAACCAACCACAGCCCGACCCAUGUCCGAACUGACAGACUCCUCCAUCCAAUUGCUGCUUCAUGAAUCCUUCUCCCUCCGCGCUGAAGCCGUCAAUCUCAUCCAUGACCGUUCAAAACUCACGUACACCCAAGCCAUUCAGCUGGGUACCAAGCUCCGUGAUGUCUGCCAAACCCUGACUAGUUUCUUCUCCUCCCAUGCCCCGUCUCCCACCACCCCUCAGCAUCAAAAUCAAUCCCAGCACACAAACAGCGACCUCCACCCGGCCUCCUUCCACCACAAAUUCCUCGACAUGAUCCUCCGCCGAUACAUCCUCCUCCUCCAUCUCCCAUUCAUGCGCGAAGCAGCCACCAACCCUCAGUAUCAUUUCUCGCGCAAAGUCUGCCUCGAAUCCGCCAUGAUCAUCGCAUCCUACGCCAGCACCCUGAAUCUCCCCGCCACCACGGACCUUGACGCCUUCGCCCGUCUCCUCAUCGCCGGCCGCGGCUCGUUCCGUGGCCCCUUAAGUCUGGAACUCUUCUCCAUCCUCGGACUAGAAGUGAUUACCCAACUCGAUGAAUCCCCUCCUCCUCCUCCUCCUCCUCCUCCGCAGCCCCCUGCCUCCGCCCCCACCUUGACAGCAACAGCAAUGACCUCAAACCCCCUCGCCGAGCUCGCCCGCGCCACACGAGCCCCCCUGAUCCAAACCCUCGAGCAUAUCCGCGACCAGAUCUUCCAGAUCAUCCGCCUCGGCACCCCGAGUCUCAAACGCUGUAUCGUCCUCUCGGCGAUGUUGGCGCAGAUCCGCGCCAUGGAGACGGGCGACUCCGUCGAGGAGGCCGUCGGCGCGUCGCUGGUCCUCAGCCUGAAGGAGUGCUAUGCUGCGUUGCAGAGCUUUGCGGCGGCG